CCGAGCGCGCUCCGGAGCUUCGCGGGGAAGGCAGCGCGCCAGCCUGGAGGAGAAGCCGAGGGCGCGGCCGUAAAGGAAGGAUUUGCUGCGGGCCGGCCAUGGCCUUGGCGGACAGCGCUCGGGGGCUCCCCAACGGAGGCGGAGGCGGGAGCAGUGCCCUGCGCAGCGCGCAGCGCCCUGCGCAGCCCGAGGCGGUGUCGUCGGUGGGCAGCGGCGGCGGCGAGGGCUUCCCGGAGAUCGUGGAGCUGAACGUGGGCGGGCAGGUGUACGUGACCCGCCGCGGCACAGUGCUGUCGGUGCGCGGCUCUCUGCUGUGGCGCAUGUUCUCGGAGCAGGCGGCGUCCGAGCUGCCGCGCGAUUCCAAGGGCCGCUUCUUCUUGGACCGCGACGGCUUCCUGUUCCGCUACAUCCUGGAUUACCUGCGCGACCAGGAGCUGGUGCUGCCCGAGCGAUUCCCCGAGCGGAGCCGCCUGCAGAGGGAAGCCGAGUACUUCCAGCUGCCCGAGCUGGCGCGCCGUCUGGCGGCCGCCGGCCUCCCCGCCGCCUCGGCGCGCUUCUCGGGGCUUUUGCGCGACGCUUCCGUGUGCGCCGACGAGCCACCGCCGGGCCUCGGCUACCUGGAGGCCGAGCUUCCCGAAGGAGGCGGCGGGGCUCUGUCGGCCUCGCCCACGUCCAGCCGCAGCCCGUCGGGCGGGCCUUUGCUGGCGCCAUCGCUCUCGCUGGACGCCGGUGGGGUGGCGUCGGGGCGGCGCUCGGGCUACAUCACCAUCGGCUACCGCGGCUCGUACACCAUCGGGCGGGACGCGCAGGCCGACGCCAAGUUCCGCCGCGUGGCGCGCAUCACGGUGUGCGGCAAGACGGCGCUGGCCAAGGAGGUCUUCGGCGAGACGCUCAACGAGAGCCGCGACCCCGACCGGCCCCCGGAGCGCUACACGGCCCGCUACUACCUCAAGUUCAACUUCCUCGAGCAGGCCUUCGACCGGCUCAGCGAGGCUGGCUUCCGCAUGGCCGCGUGCUCGUCCACUGGCACCUGCGCCUUCGCCCCCGAGCAGGGCGGCCCCGCCGACGACAAGAUCUGGACCAGCUACACCGAGUAUGUCUUUUGCAGGGAGUGAUGAGUCCAGGGGGCCAAGAUGCACAAGCGAAGCCUGGGCUGGGCGCCAGCUCCACCACACCCGAGAUUUUGUUCUUUUUCUUUUUUCAGGCACAUGCCGUUCUUUUCCCUAACCUAGGAUGACCCGGGCCUGACCUUGCAGAAAGAAACCUGCCUAGGCUUGACACAUUUUGGGCUUGCAUGGGAGCUGCACCUUGCAAAACUGUAGGAGAGUUUUGAAGGGGCUGUGCUAGGAGAGACAAAAAGUGCCCCACUUGAAUUCCUGUCCAGCAUCCCGGAUGGAGCCUUCACCUAAGCAAUAGGGUGGCAACCUGAAGGCUCUAACACGUUUUAGAACUGCAUAGAUAGGAAACCUACCCAUUGUGGUGUCUCCUCUUCUGUGUUGUUCUUAAAGGUGCAGAGAACUUCCUUCCCUUCCGCACGCUGAGUUCCUGGCCCCUUGUUUACAUUUCUAUGCACUUGCCCUGUGGUCAUCCCUUCAUAGCUUUGUGACUCCUCAUGCACCCCUAACUUGUACAUUUGAAGAAGAACAUGUACACUUAGGUU
Molecule: messenger RNA, 1660 nt
Organism: Lacerta agilis (Sand lizard)
Lineage: Eukaryota; Metazoa; Chordata; Lepidosauria; Squamata; Lacertidae
Gene: KCTD12
Product: potassium channel tetramerization domain containing 12
Exons: 1
Coding region: 99-1115 (338 amino acids)
Biological process (GO): regulation of G protein-coupled receptor signaling pathway; protein homooligomerization
Cellular component (GO): presynaptic membrane; postsynaptic membrane
Molecular function (GO): protein binding
Source: RefSeq, a predicted model, not a curated record